ACAAUUUUGUAAUCUUAUUUAAGAUAAAAAAAGAUGUCACGGAAUUCAUUGCUAGAAUUUAUGGCAACCAUAAAUUAAAAUUACCCACAUGAAAAACAAAAAGCGUAUAGCAAUCACAUGAAUUUGCUCCCUCUUCUUUCUAACUUUUCUAUAAUCAGCUGUUCUAUUUCUAUAAAUCAGUCCUUUUGUUUUCUACCUCCUAUUUCUUUCUUUUUUACGGUUACUGUUCUUGCAUGCAGAUUUUGUCAGCAGAUUCUUGUUCCUGGAAUCAACAGCAACAAAUAAAAUGAGUUCCAGACGCCCUCCACUACAUACCUGUGGACUUUCUUUCAUGGAAAUAGCUGACGAAGUCUGCAUAAAGGCACAACAACUCAGUGGACCCAUAGGUUCAAUGACAAAGAAGAUUUCCAGGAUGGCUUCAUUAGCCUCCCCUUUUGUCUACGCUCUUGAAUAUCAGCUGCUGUUAAUCUUUUCCUUCUUGGAUGAUCGGAUUUUCGCCCUUGAAUACGUGGUUGAGGCCAUUUUCCCGCCUUCGAAAUACGUGUUCGAUAAGGUUGAUGAAUUUGUCAAGAUUGCUGAAGUCCUGCCAGGAAAGUUUGAUGAAGCUGUGAGCAAGUUUCCAACAAUUAUCCAUCAAGUUCCAUUUCUUGAUUGGGCCUUGUUUCGUGCCAUUUCAAGCCUGAAUUUCUUCCUCUCUAUAUUGAUAGAAUGGGGAUCAGAAAAUGCCAAGGAAAAGGAAAUAUUGAUUGAUAUCAACUGUAACGAGAGCAGCAAUGAAUCAGGUGCAGCUCAAAAAGCGGAUCAAAGAAAAGAAUCUCAGAAGAACGGAAUUAAAGAAGAUGGUGUUCCUACAUCUGUAUCAUCAGGAGUUGAAAAUGGAACAGUCAUGAAAUGCACGUAUAAGGAUGCACUAGAGAAGGUCAUGAAAGCCACAUACAAGGAUGCACUGGAGAAGGGAACUAAAGAAUUAGACAGCAGAAACGAGGAAAAGAAGGAAGGAAGAACAAAGAAGAGCAUCGGAAAGAAAAAGAAUAGAGCAACGGCAGAGACAGAAAUCAAGGAAGCUAUCACAGAAGGAAAGAUGAAGAAGAACAUAGAAAAUAAAGAAGAGACUGUUAAGAAGGAAAUCAGAAAAUCCAGACCUGACAAGGAGGCAACUAAGGGAGGAACAAAGAAGAAGAUAGAAAACACAGAAAAGAGUGCAAAAGAGGAGACUGAAAAAUCCAUUAUCAAGGAAGUAAACAGGGAAGGAGGGGAUAAAAAUGCUAAUAAAAUAGAGGAAAAACUUAGCAACGGGGAUCAGAUUCUGGAGCUGUUUGAGUCUGCUUGGCUUGCGAGCCCAAGAAAUAAAGAAACACCAAGCUCUCUCUCACGUUCGGUAUCAUAUCAAUGGUGAUUGGUGAAGGAAACUUACUAUGACAUUCUUUUUAUGAUAUAAGGAAAAUAACAUGCUGCUCUGACAUUCUUCAAGAAUAUGUAUUAGUAGAGGAAUCUUUGUAGAUAUCUUAGUGCAAUUUUUCAAUGUAAAAUACUAUUGUAUUAGUAGGUUGGCUAAAAUGAUUGUAAAUUAUAGUUUAUCAUAUGAGCUGCAUCAUGUAUGUACAAAUUUAUAUAAAAAGGUUAUUUAUUAAGUA
Messenger RNA from Ricinus communis (castor bean), 1634 nucleotides. RefSeq lists its product as uncharacterized. The coding region runs from base 287 to 1396 and encodes 369 amino acids. The record is from RefSeq and is a predicted model, not a curated record. The transcript is spliced from 2 exons. NCBI's taxonomy places the organism in Eukaryota, Viridiplantae, Streptophyta, Magnoliopsida, Malpighiales, Euphorbiaceae.